Molecule: messenger RNA, 506 nt
Organism: Spirometra erinaceieuropaei
Lineage: Eukaryota; Metazoa; Platyhelminthes; Cestoda; Diphyllobothriidea; Diphyllobothriidae
Source: the annotation of a GenBank genome assembly
AUGUUUGGUCCUACUGCCGCCGCCGCCGAUGAUGAUGAUGAUGAUGGUGGUGGUGAUGAUGAUGAUGAUGAUGAUGAUGAUGAUGAUGAUGAUGAUGAUGAUGAUGAUGAUGAUGAUGAUGAUGAUGAUGAUGAUGAUGAUGAUGAUGAUGAUGAUGAUGAUGAUGAUGAUGAGGCGGAGGUGAGGGAUGAGAACAAGGUGAAUAGUUACUCGUUGGUUACCGUUUUCUUCCCAUUCCGUUUUAGCCCGAAGUCAAAGCCACUCACUUGUCAACAUGCUUAAGCUAUUGGUAUGUUUCGCUGCUUUCCCUAAGUAACCUCCUCACAGGUGAGCUUUGCUGCUGGAUUCUACUGCGGUGCCUAUUUCCAAGACAAAUACAAGGUAUCCUCCUAAAGUACGGCUGUCUACUUGUUUGUUAUUAGAUAUCUCCCGUAUCGGAACCCAGGCAAAUCCUAGACAAGGCAACAAAGGUGUUGCAGGAUCUGUUGGAUGGCAAAAAGAAGUAG